GCUCCCAGGCGCCACUAGCAAGACCAAUGACAUACCGCCAUCAGCAAGAGAUGUUCAACCACCUAGAUUGUUUAUAUGUGGAUGCUAAAACGACCAUCCGAUCAACCACACAGGUCUUCGGGGAUGACCCCGUUUAUAAAUAGCUUGAGCAUUUGUUUCUCAGAUUCAAUCAUCUGCAUUAAACCAAGUAGUGCUCUUAGUGCAUAUCCGAUUUUCUAUCCGAAUGUUUCGCGUCUUACUAAUACGCAUGCGCAUCCGGCGGUUCGCGGUUGCGCCAACUCGGAGAGGAUGUUGCUUGUAGCCAGUGUUGAUGCACAGGAUUUUUCACAACAAUAACAGCAACUGAUUCAUAUAUCAAGAUACCUUUUUGCGGACAAAAUCGUCGACAGGCACUUGGUUAGCAGUGCAUUGGACCACGCGAGGCCGAAUUGGCUGUCCUAUUUCCCCUACCGUCUCCUGUGGACCAUGAAAACGGACGGGUUUGCAGAUUUACAAGCCUCUUUUUUGCAGGAGCAGAAACAAGAAUCAUGGCUGGCCAGCUAGGCCGCACAUUAAUUUGGGGGCUAUCCGCUUUCAUUGGGUACAGUGCAUUGUAGACAGGAACGACACGUUUCCCCGAGGACUGCUGCUAGGUAGAUAUAUCUCCUUAAACAUUUGCAUUUGUCUAAGAAGGGCUCGCAGGCUCAGCUUGAUCGCUGUAGCUUCACAACCUUGAGUGGUGGACGCUUUGCCUCCGUCGUUAGCGGCGUUAGCUCGCUAGCGUUAGAUGGUAGCUCGCUAGCGUUAGAGCGUUGGAUGGUGAACCAAUCUCAGGCAUAGAUACUAGUGAAAGGACGGCAUUUCGGGACCCGCUUGUAUCAUUCUGUGCUCUGUCAUUUGUACUGAAAAGUCGUUUUGAUACGUCGACUCCUGGAUGAAUGUGGGACAAAAUGGAGACCCCAACGAUUGUCUACGACUUGGAUACCUCUGGGGGCUUAAUGGAGCAAAUCCAGACGCUGCUGGCACCCCCGAAGUCCGAAGAACCGGACAAGAGGAGUCGCAAGUAUGUGAGGGACGCACGGAGAAGUGGCAGGGCCACCAACCACGACACCUGCGAUAGCUGUAGGGAAGGGGGAGACCUCCUGUGCUGCGACCACUGCCCUGCGGCCUUCCACCUCCAGUGCUGCAACCCUCCGUUGAGCGAAGAAAUGCUGCCACCUGGGGAAUGGAUGUGUCAUCGUUGUAAUGUUCGAAAAAAGCGGGAGCAGAAGUCCGACCAGACCAACGGCCUGCCGGACAAGCUGGUGUCGAAGCGUGCAGCGUCGCCGGCCGUGGAGCUGGAGCUCAACCCCGGCGCCCUGCGUCUGGACGGCCUGCCGCCCGGGGCCGGCGCCGCGGGGCCCGGCCUGAGGGUGGCCCAGGUCCGCCUGCUGGACCGCCGGAGCAGCAGCAGACCCAGCAGUCGUCCAGGCACGCCCACCUCAAACAGUUCGUCCACGCCCACGCCGUCUGAGGACCAGAACGACGGCGAGGAGGAGGCGGAGGCCGAGGAGGAGGCGCUGGGCUCAGAGCUGGAGGGCUCCUCCAAUCUGGCCCCGGCACCGCGCCUCCUGAAGAGACCCUUCCAGCUGCUGAUCGCUGCUGCCAUGGAGAGGAACCCCACGCAGUUCCAACUGCCUAAUGAGCUGACCUGCACCACCGCACUUCCAGGUAGCAGCAAAAGGAGGAAAAAAGAGGAACUGCUUGGCAGGCCGUUCAGGAGGCCACAGCAUGAGCUGGACUCCAACGGCCUUGUCCCUCUACCGGUCAAAGUCUGCUUCUCCUGUGGAAGGAGUUGCAGGAUGGCGCCACUCAUCCAGUGUGACUAUUGUCCCCUCCUGUUCCAUAUGGACUGUCUGGAUCCUCCCCUCACCACCUUGCCUGCGGGCAAGUGGAUGUGCCCCAAUCACGUUGAACACUUAGUGCUAAACCAGAGGACCCUGAACCUAACCAGCCGCUGUCAGCUCUUCGACCAAUUUCAGGACAGGAUGUCUCAGCACGCCGUCAAAGUGGACUUUCUCCGUCGGGUUCACAGGCAAAACGUACCCAACCGACGCACUCCUCACCAGCACAACAAGAAGACGAUCAAGGUACCAGAUGCUGUCAAGUCCCAGUACCAGAACCCUCCUCCCAUGCUGGCGUCAGCCGGAGUCCGCCAGUCGGAGCUGGUAUGCAGCGGUGCUCCCGAGCAUCAGACCCCCAAGUACUUCACCACGGAGACCGAGCAGAAAGAGUGGCUUCAAGAUGUGAUCGCUCUGCAGUGCAGCAUUAUGCGUCACCUCUCAAUGAAGCAGAAGGCUUCGUCAUCAACCUCACCCUCCUUAUCCCUCGAGUGGGCAUCUGAACAGAAAGCCAGUGCAAAAUCCAGCCUCGUACCAGAUGCCCUCAAGCCCCAAGACUCUUCAGAAAGGACUCCCGCACCAGGUCCCAAACGCUGUAGUAUACACAAUGACCCCCAGGGGGUCUUCGCCUCCAAGGACCCCACAGCCGCACUGCCCCAGAAAUGUGACUGUCUUGUCACAACCUGUAAAAAUAGUAGGAAACCCAAUGGACCCAUUACAGACGAGCCGCAGCAAUAUCCAAUGGCCAACGGGCCCUUUGUCUGCAACACGGUCCCCGACUCCCCCAGGCAGACGGAGGCCCAGCUCAGGCUGAAGCCCCAGGCCACCACCCUCAAAGACUUGGCCUCCACAGCCAACCACAUAGCUGGGGCUCCCAUCAAAAGAGAGAGCGAGAGCAGCCCUGAAGUGAGUCUCCAGAAGGACGGUCCCGCAGCUUGUCCCACCACAGAUAUCCGUCUGAAUCACAGAGCCCAGCCGGAGCUUAAGAUGGAGUGUACCAUUGAUCAGAAGCCCCCCGCCGUUGUCAGCGGUGGCCAGCCAGCUGCCCCGCAACAGAAGGCCACCCAGGACACCCACACCGCACACAAGUUAGGGACCUCGACGUCACCGGCAGAUUUAAAAACAGGUCCUGGAGGCAUGGAAGCUGUGUACCCCAGUGCAUUCUCCUCCUUACCAGAGCUAUCCAACUGUAUUAAAGCCUGCAUAGGAGAUGAUGGGGGGAUCGAGCUAAACAAGUUGGAUGCAGAGAUGGUGAAGCUUUUAGCUUGGCAACGGAUACAGCAACUUUUCCCCCCGAAAGAUCCCUCCAUGUCUCAGCAGAGCGAGCCAUCACCCGUUCCUGGUCCACUCUCAUUAAAAUCACAGUCUCCUUGCCCCGAGGCCAAGAAAAAGGUGCAGACAAGAGCAGUAUUUUACUCUCUAACAGGAAAAGGAGAAGCUGUCAACAUGUGUUACAGGACUUUGUACAUAGGAACUGGUGCUGACAUGGAUGUGUGCCUUACAAACUAUGGUCAUUGCAACUUCAUUUCGGGGAAGCAUGCCUGUAUUUUCUAUGAUGAGAAUACAAAACAUUAUGAGCUGCUGAACUAUAGUGAACAUGGAACCACAGUGGACAAUGUCCUCUACUCCUGUGACUUCUCUGAGAAGGCCUCUCCUUCUCCACCUAGUGGCCUCGUGUCAGAUGUGCAAGGCAUUAUCCGUCGCAGCAAGAAAAGAGAGGAGAAUGAUCAGCCUCGUUCUGUGAUUGGACUGCUGCCAGCCGGAGGUGUGAUGAGCUGCCAGCCCCAGGGAGUCAAGGGGCUGGUGUGCAGCUGCAAGGCCAGCAGCUCCAGCCUGAUAGGAGGCAGCGGGGCAGGCUGGGAGGGCACGGCCCUCCUCCACCACGGCAGCUACAUCAAGCUGGGCUGCCUGCAGUUUGUCUUCAGCAUUGCAGAGUUUGAUCUCAAGCGGCCAAAAGAGGAAGAGGUGGUGGUUGCGACGGUGGCCAGCUGCACUGGCAGCAGUGCUGCUAGUAAUGCUGCUGCUGCUGCUGUUGUUGUGGUCCCCCCUUCCCCCAGCAUCACCCCUGCACCUGUGACGCCCACUAGGAACACUGCCUUGGUCAGCACCAUCCUCACACAGGGAGACCAAGAGACUCGUAUUUCCCUCCAAGUACCAGUGCUGGGGUCCAGUGCCGUUCCGUAGCCAAUAG
This is a messenger RNA of Gadus chalcogrammus (walleye pollock), 4050 nucleotides long. Its product is annotated as PHD finger protein 12-like. Gene Ontology annotation, biological process: negative regulation of transcription by RNA polymerase II. Lineage: Eukaryota; Metazoa; Chordata; Actinopteri; Gadiformes; Gadidae. The transcript has 15 exons. Gene Ontology annotation, molecular function: protein binding; transcription corepressor activity. Gene Ontology annotation, cellular component: nucleus; Sin3-type complex. The record is from RefSeq and is a predicted model, not a curated record. The coding region runs from base 918 to 4043 and encodes 1041 amino acids.